This is a messenger RNA of Mercenaria mercenaria, 2043 nucleotides long. RefSeq lists its product as uncharacterized. The record is from RefSeq and is a predicted model, not a curated record. Lineage: Eukaryota; Metazoa; Mollusca; Bivalvia; Venerida; Veneridae. The transcript is spliced from 6 exons. Bases 190 to 1086 code for a protein of 298 amino acids.
AACAUUUGCGCGUGCGCAUUUAAACUUAGCAACUAUUUACAUUGUAAUAACGAGAAUAAAAGGAUUAACUUUAACACCUAUACUUUCAACGAUUGUUUUGAUACAAAUUGCGACAAAAUUCAAAGUUUACGACGAAAAGUGCAAAAUAUGGUUUUGAAACUAAAAACGGAGUGAAUUAAAUGGUUAAAGAUGAGUCAGCUAGAUUUUAUGGACUUUUCUUCACCCAGUCCAACUGGGAGUUCGUCGUCUGCUGGAUUAGUCCCUUUUGGAUUUCAUUCAAAAACGAACUAUGAUGCCAAUGAGUCGUUAAUUCAGAUUCGCAGUGAAAAUUUUAAUAAAAAUGUUCCCAUCAAGGAAGAAGACAUAUGGAAGCGCCCUCCGCCUGAUUUUAGACCCCAAGUAUUCGCUCCCAAACCCCCAAAACGCAAUUCACGGGAGUCUCAAAGACCUUGGUUAUACGGUACUAUACCUGGACAAAGGGAGAUAAUUAAAAGAGACCGCCCGAAAGUGAUUCCUCAUCUGUUAAAACCACAAACAGAAGAAGACAAAGGUUUAGUGACUUACUUUCACAUAGACCGACCGUUUACUGCAAAGAAGAAAUUUGUUCGUGAAGGGAUGUAUGAAAAGGAACAAUAUGUAAAUCCAGCGCCACAUGAUUUUAGAGGGUAUCCACCCUUGAAAACUCUUGGUCUUCCGGAGUUUGAAAAGAAGACGGACAAGGAUCCAUUCAACAUCAAGUUCCACACAGAUAGACUUAACAUAAUGUACGAGUACCUCCUUAAUGAAGUCCACGGUGACCGUGUAAAUAAGGCAACGGACCGUGAUACCCGGGGUUUGCAAAUGGCACCUCCUCUGUCCCCUCCACCCCUGCAUGAAUGUCAUCUACUAUUUGAUAAAGGCCCAUGGCCUGUGAAGAACGAACAAUAUACUCGUUUUCGUGUUCGCCACCGACCUGCACAUAGUGCGUUUAUGGAACGCGCGACACGUCUUCUAGAGUCAAAAUGGGCGAGAGAAAAAUACGAAAAGGCACUUGCUCAAUACUGUUCGCAACAUAACACUUCACAAGAACUUCCCGUCAACAGCUGAUGAGGCUAUCACCGUCUAGAAUGAAACUUAUACUCUCCGAAUGAAGCCAAACGUCCCAGAAUACAUGUAUAACAUAAAGAAGAGACUUUUGUUGAAAAGUGCAAUCAUUAAAACAAUAUGAAUAAUCCAGCACCAGCCUGGGGAAAUUAUACUUAUUUACAUACUUAUAAAGUUCAUCAGAUAUGUUCUGGUCGAUACUAAUGGGGAUACCUCCAUGUUGUAUUGGUCGCAUCAUUCUAGUGGCUUAUAUAAAUGUACUAUACUUCUCACUGAUUUUCAAACUAUUGCCAUCCCUGUGAAUCUGAUUAUUUUAUUCUGUGUACCGAAUCUAUAUAAGAACUGUGCUAGUAAAGUAUAGAACCAUCUUAUUCACACGUCUGGCAGAAAGAACCACAACAAUAAUAACUUGGUCAAACGAGCAGAGUACCAUUUUGUAGUCUUGACCAGGAAUUAGACUAAAAGUUAAAACAGCCAGCAUUGAUUUGAAAGUAGGUAAUAUCUACAUGAUUCAAGUCUGUUACUCUGUCAAAAUAAAGUUAUGGUUUUGUCAAUUUAUUGUUAUACAUGUAAUUAUGUCUUGCUCACAUUUUCUUCGCAGUAAGUUGUUUUUGUUGCCAAUUGUUUUUGUUGCCAAUUGUUUUUGUUAUAUUUUUUUGUUACAUAUAUUUGUUUACCUGUAUGUUUUAAAUUGCAAAUAUAGUUACCUGAUAUAUGGACAAAUAUCAUUAUGCACAUUUACAAAUUAUAGACUUGCUAAGUUUGUCUUUGGCAGGGUAUUUGAUAAGCUCGGGCAUGUAUUACCUACUAUAUAUUAUAUUCAUUUUACUCCUUUAUUCACCUGUAAAGACUCUAAUUUUCUUAACACGCUCAGAGCUCACCUUGAAACGUUCAGUUUACCUCUUAUUCUGUGAUAACCUUUCAUAUUUUUAGUAUUAAUAAACUCUACCAUGACAUGCA